Aspergillus tanneri is the source of this 645-nucleotide messenger RNA. RefSeq names its product proteasome core particle subunit alpha 5 (gene pup2). Gene Ontology annotation, cellular component: proteasome core complex, alpha-subunit complex; proteasome core complex; nucleus. The record is from RefSeq and is a predicted model, not a curated record. NCBI's taxonomy places the organism in Eukaryota, Fungi, Ascomycota, Eurotiomycetes, Eurotiales, Aspergillaceae. The transcript has 3 exons. The coding region runs from base 1 to 645 and encodes 214 amino acids.
AUGUUCAUCGCACGAUCGGAAUAUGCCACAUCGGAGGGUGUCAUCCUGGGCGUCGAGAAACGUGUCACAUCCACCCUUCUUGAAGCCUCUUCCGUCGAAAAGAUCGUAGAAAUUGACCAGCAUAUUGGCUGUGCCAUGUCUGGUCUGCAGGCCGAUGCCCGGAACCUUGUUGAACAUGCCCGUGUUGAAUGCCAGAAUCAUGCCUUCCACUACGCCGAGCCACUGAGGGUUGAGAGCUGCACUCAGGCGAUUUGCGACCUGGCAUUACGAUUCGGAGAGACCGGUGAUGAUGAGGAGAGUGUCAUGAGCCGACCUUUUGGUGUCGCUCUGUUAAUUGCUGGCUUUGAUGAGGAUGGUCCUCAACUAUAUCAUGCGGAACCGUCCGGUACGUUCUAUCGGUACGACGCGAAGGCCAUUGGGUCCGGAAGUGAAGGCGCGCAGGCGGAGCUCCAGAAUGAAUAUCAUCGCUCUUUGACGCUGGCCGAGGCGGAAACGCUAGUUCUGAAGACGCUGAAGCAGGUUAUGGAGGAGAAACUGGAUGCAAAGAACGUGCAGUUGGCUAGUGUGACUAAGGAGAAGGGGUUCCGUAUCUACAAUGACGAAGACAUGGGAAAUGCCGUUGCGCGGUUGGGCGAAAAUCAAUGA